CAAUAGCAGCGCUUUCUCUGCACACCCCCUCUCUUUCUGCGGUUGCAACUGUCCUCACGGAAAGACAAGUUCAACUCCCUUCCCGCCAUCCGCUUUAAAGAUAUAUUUCUAUUUUAAAGUAAAAGGCAUCCCAGGCUUGUGCACUAAAUGGAUAGAGAUGGUUGCAGACUGCUCCGUUGAAGAAAUGCAAGCCAGCAAAGACAGAACUCCAAUAAUUGAUUUAAAAGAACAAAAUCCAGACAUUGUUGAAAAUUCAGAGUCAGGUUCAGAUGAGGAAGAUUCAUCAGAAUCAGGAAAGAGUGAGUCUGAUGUCGAUGAAACAACUGCUGAGGAUGGCCAGCCAAAUAAUAAUCAAGAUGUUUCAACCACAGAACCAGCUGCAGAAGACCCAUCUCUGCUAACACUGACAUCAGAAAACUGCAGAACCGAAGAAACAACAACUAAUCAACCAGACACAGAUUUAUACAUCAACACAUCGUGUCCCAGCUGUAACUGUCAAACGAAUCAAAGUUUUGAACAAGUACCACCUAGGCAGAUCUCAAAAGACCGUUUUUAUUUGAAGUUGGACCAGGAAGGAAGCUAUCAGUGUGUUGCCACUGGUCUCAUAUUUGAAGUGACUGGAAAAGUUGACAUAGUUUACUCAAUUCUGUCUUGGUAUAAGUAUGAUACAUUUCUGGACGAAAAAUGGAAGAUUUGUGGCCCACUGUUUGAGGUGAAAACUGAUCCAGCCAUUCUUGAGGGGGAAAAUGAUCCAGCCAUACUUGAGGUGAAAAAUGAUGCAGCCAUGCUAAAGAGCAUUUAUUUCCCUCAUUCCCUCUGUUUGGCCGACCGUUCAGCUGAUAUAAAAUUUGGAAUUUUACACAUAAAGGACAAGAAACACAUAAUAGAGCCAGCUGUUGACCAUUCAACAACACACGUACAUUGGAAUGUGAGCUCCUUAUCGCCGGUUGGACCAAUCUGUAAUACUAGUUCUGAAAACAUUCAACAUCAUGGUGUUGUGCUGAUUUACAAAAUUAUUAACAGCUACCCGUCGUUAUUAUUUCAUGUGUACAUGGCAACAAACAAUCACUCUGUUAUUAAGGAUAUUGGAAAGGCUGAAAAGUACUCAAAACAUAAAUCUAUAAAAAUUGAUAAACCUCCUCAGUGCAAUAAAAAGCUAAUUACUGGCAAAACAUAUCGACUCCUGAGUGACCCACAAGCUGAAAUAACACCAGGGGAAAUUGAAUUUGAAGAUAUAGCUGCUCUUAAAUGUAAAGGCUAUUUUGAAGUAUUUUUGGAACAACCAGGAGAUUUUCAACUAACCUUAAUGGAUAUAGAUUCAGGUGAAACAAUGUGGUCCUCAAAACUGCGGGAGUGUGACUGGGCACACCAUGACCAGAAUGAACAAGGAAAACCAAGAGACACUAACAAAAACAGGAGAAGGAAAUCUGGCAUUGAAAAUAUCAUGGAAGAGAACAGUUCAAAAAGACUGCGAGGGAACGAUACAACUGAUGGACCACCAUGCAAUAAGAAUAACAUUAUCACUGAGAAGCAGUUAAUGCAGUUUGCUGAAAAACUGGGGAGCAAUUGGCAAAUCUUUGCAAUUAGUUGCCUUGAUCUGCAAUCCCAAGAUAUUGAUAAAAUUAAGGACCAAAAUGCACCACCUACAAUGCAAAUAUUCUACAUGUUGCAAAAAUGGAAAAAUAAGGAAUCGGACAAUGCAACACCUUCCAAUCUUCGAGAAAAACUUAUAGGUGCGAAUAUUGAUCCUGAUGCCAGGAAUCUCCUGGAAGGUUUCUGUAAUCCCUAAAGUUGUAUGAAGAACAGGAUGAGCAGACAAUGUGAGGAAACAUCUUUAAGAACCAUGAUGUAAACUCUGCCACAAUUAGUUGCAGUUUGCUUACUUGCAAGUUACAUUUUUACAUUGUCCAUUUUGUAAAAAACAAGAAGAAUUUUGAUGAAAAUGUAAUUUUACACUAUUAUCUGAACGAAGCAACUCAAUGGAGAAAUUGCUUUUACAAGCACACAAAAUAAAAUCGGCACAUGUAGAUAUUUCUGCUUUCAAAAUGUAGAACUUUGCCUAUCUCUUACAUGCAAUAAGCAUCACUUGAAUAUAAUGUAAAGUUUUCUAGAUUCUUAAAAAGAAAAAUCUGGUGUAAAUUGUGGUCAUAAAAUGUGGAACAUUUGUACAAAGCUUUGAGUACUUGGAGCCUACUUUUAUAUAUAUUUAGAAUUACAGUUGCAUAGAAUAAUUUUUUUUCACAGGAUAAUUACAACAAUCAACUUUUCUAUGAAGCAGUAAUUUCUUUCUUUCUAAUUCAAACCUGGACAAACUACAGACCAAAUGCAGCCCUGGGGACAUUGUUGAGUUGCUUUUAUAGCAUUUCCUUACCAACAGAGGAUUGGCAUAUGACAGAGAAUCAUCCUCUUGUGGAGAUGUCCUCUCUGGACUAACCUGGGGAUGUGCGUUCGUACAUACAAAACAACAAACUGGCCAACACAGAUGGUUUUUGCAUCAGGGAAUACUGAAGAUCAUGUCAGUUCACUGCAAGAUAGUACCAUGGAAAUGUCAGCAUAGCAGGACCAAUAGGAGAUGGCAUUAAGUGCCAACAUGAUUUCUGUCAUGUGCAUCACCAGUGAAAAACAGAUAGCUUUUAAGUUCUUCAAUCAAAAUCUUCAACAAGUAGAUGGGCAACCACUCCUGAGAAUUCAUUUUAAAAACAGUCUUCAAACUGGAAUUCCAGAUUCAGUAGAUAAUAUCCAAGAGACAAAGAGUUGUACAGCAUGGAAACAGAUCCUUCAGUCAAACUCGUUCAUGCUGAUCAGAUAUCCGAUAUUAAUCUAGUCCCAUUUGCCAGCAUUUGGUCCAUAUACCCAUCUAAGUGCCUUCUAAAAGUUGUAAUUGUACCAGCCUCCACCACCUCCUCUGGUAGCUCAUUCCAUACACACACUGGCCUCUGCAUGAAAAUCUUCCCCUUAGGUCCCUUUCAAAUCUUUCCUCUCUCACCAUAAACCUUUGCCACCUAGUUUUGGGCUGCCCCACAUGGGGGAAAGGACCUUGGCCAUUCACCUUAUCCAUGUUCCUCAUGUUUUAUAAACCUGUAUAAGGUCACCCCUCAGCCUCCGACACUGCAAGGAAAAUAGCCACAGCCAAUUAAGCCCCUCCCUAUUCCUCAAACAUUCCAACCGUGGCAACAUACUUGUAAGUCUUUUCUGAACCCUUUCAAGUUUCACAACAUUUUCCUAUAUCAGGGAGAUGAGAAUUGCAUGUAGUAUUCCAAAAGUGACUGAACCAAUGUCCUGUACAGCUGCAACGUGUCACCCUAAAUCCUAUACUCUACGCACUGACCAAUAAAGGCAUGUUCUUGGAUUUCUGAGUAUUGCAACAAAGUUACAAUUGUUAGAGCUUAAUAAAUAUUUGUUCAU
Stegostoma tigrinum is the source of this 3405-nucleotide messenger RNA. RefSeq lists its product as uncharacterized. The transcript has 17 exons. Lineage: Eukaryota; Metazoa; Chordata; Chondrichthyes; Orectolobiformes; Stegostomatidae. Gene Ontology annotation, molecular function: protein binding. The record is from RefSeq and is a predicted model, not a curated record. Gene Ontology annotation, cellular component: THO complex part of transcription export complex. Bases 158 to 1789 code for a protein of 543 amino acids. Gene Ontology annotation, biological process: mRNA export from nucleus; signal transduction; regulation of DNA-templated transcription elongation.